AUGAUGAGUACAGCCACCGCCAUGCAGUCGGCGGCGGAGCAGGCCGAGGCCGAGGCGCAACUGGCCUGGGAGCGCGAGAUGGAGCUGGCAGUGCAGGGUCGCGGCCGCACACGCAGUCGCUCCAUCCUCGCGGACGACGAGGACGAGAAUCAGAGAAGCGACCGCAGGAGACGCGGCACGGCGCUUCCUGAUGAUGUGCCGGCCUCAGAGAGCGCUCAGGACGCCGAUAGACGCUCUAGAGCGCGUUGCUUCAGCUCUCGCGAGGCUGGAACGAGCGAGGACGACGAUGCGCGAGCCAGGAGACGCAGCUGCUCGUUCUCGGCUCUGGAGCCUCCCAGAAACCUCGCGAGAGUCGAUUCAGAGACAGAAGAAGAUGCCGAGACUAUGGCGAAGCGGGCCGCAUCGCUUUCUAAGAUCUACUUGGCCGGAUCGGCUCCUGUGGACGUGUCCAAGCUGCAGGAUGAUAGUAAAAUCGUGGGAGUUAAGAAGGUGGAGGUAGUCCAACCCACAGGUGCGCUGUCCGCUGCAGCGCUGGACGCUCUUUCCGAGGGAUUGCAACUGUCCGUGGACAAUAGUCCCAUGCCGCCGUCGGGAUACGGAGAUGAGCAGCUCACGGAAGAACAGCUGGAGGAGAAGAAGAUGGAGGAGGAGGAAGACCAUAAACUCAAGGCGGAGAAGCUCACCGCCAGGAGGUCGCUCAGUGUGAGAGCCUCACUGUUUCGAAACAAAAUGUUCAAGAGCACCUCGAGAUUACUGGGGAACUCGGAAGAGGGCGCCGAGUUGGAAGCGGCAAGAAUUGCCGGACAGAGAACUACUGGCGCUGAGAAGCUGACGAACGAGGUGACGGCGGAAACAGUCCCCGUGGUCCCGAAGAAGAGGCAUAAACUCAAGUUGUUGCUGCUUGGAGAUAGCGGUGUCGGUAAAACGAGUUUGAUGCGCGUAUUCUCUGGUGAUGAGUUCUCCGAGUCGAUGCUGGCCACUGCUGGUGUGGAUUUCAAGCUUCGACAUAUUAAUGUUGCGGACGAAGCGAUCACUCUCCAGAUCUGGGAUACCGCAGGUCAAGAGCGUUUCCAUCGUAUCACUGCUACAUAUUACAAGGGUGCGAACGGCAUUGUCCUCGUGUACGACGUUAGCGACAGACGCAGCUUCGACAAUGUUGGUUACUGGAUGAACAACAUUCGACAGUACUCGACUCCGACGCAGAUGCCUGCGAUGCUGCUCGUAGGAAACAAAAUCGAUCUGCCAAAUCGCGUGGUGACGCUGGAGGAAGGUCAAGCAGCUGCAAGCCAAUAUGGCUGCCGAUUUAUUGAAACGAGUGCAAAGACGUCAGAAAACACGAACGGCGCGCUCGAAACUAUUGCGCGUGAUGCCCGCCCUUACACAAAAAAUGGUGAUGGACCGGGAGAAGACGCUGGCUGGUCGCCGUAAUAAGGAAAAUUGCGUUAUUCAGUAGAGAACGUUCGCAGUUUUCUGCACCCUCUCCGCCCGAUCAGUACUAAAGGCAAUUAGUCUUGGUAGCAGUGAACCAAGUAAACGAACAGCGCGAAGAGAUCAGGGAGUGCUACCGAUAAGGGGGUAGACACACC
This is a messenger RNA of Phytophthora infestans T30-4, 1586 nucleotides long. Its product is annotated as Rab8 family GTPase, putative. The record is from RefSeq and is a predicted model, not a curated record. The transcript is spliced from 7 exons. The coding region runs from base 1 to 1428 and encodes 475 amino acids. Lineage: Eukaryota; Oomycota; Peronosporomycetes; Peronosporales; Peronosporaceae. Gene Ontology annotation, molecular function: GTPase activity; GTP binding.